AGUUCACGUGUGACUCUGAGUUGGGCCUGCCUAUAAGCAGCAGCCAGUCCAACCCCGAAAAGUCCAAAGUCAAGUUUCUUCCCCGCUAUAUCUUUCUCGACUUUCCCGGAAAUAAAACCCAAACAGAACUCCAUAGCUAAAAGAGCUUCCCUCAUUUUCUCGAGAAAACUCUUAAGAGGGAGAAAACUAGAAACGAGAGAGGAAAAAGUAUGGAGCAUUCGAGCCAAGAGUCCCUGAUGAAACACUCGAAUUCCAUAACCUACGAAUCCCCUUACCCACUGUACUCCUUGGCCAUCUCCCACUCCCCCUAUCGUGUCGCCAUCGGCAGCUUCCUUGAGACCUACAACAAUCGCGUCGAUAUUCUUUCUUUCGACCCGGACGCCUUGACCCUCAAGCCCCACCUCCCUUCUCUCUCAUUCGAUCAUCCCUAUCCGCCCACCAAGCUCAUGUUCCACCCCUCCAACCCUAACCUCCUCGCCUCCUCCGGCGACUUCCUCCGCCUCUGGGACCUCCGUGACCACUCCGUCGAGCCCCUCUCAGUUCUCAACAACAGCAAGUCCUCCGAGUUUUGCGCCCCGCUCACCUCCUUCGACUGGAACGACAUCGAACCCAGGCGUGUCGGUACCUCCAGCAUCGACACCACCUGCACCAUCUGGGACGUCGACAAGGGCGUCGUUGAGACCCAGCUCAUCGCCCACGACAAGGAGGUAUACGACAUCGCUUGGGGGGAGGCUAGGGUUUUCGCCUCCGUCUCCGCCGACGGAUCGGUCCGGAUCUUCGAUCUCCGGGACAAGGAGCACUCCACCAUAAUCUACGAGAGCCCUCUGCCCGAUACGCCGCUUCUGAGGCUGGCCUGGAAUAAGCAGGACCUGAGGUAUAUGGCGACGAUUCUGAUGGACAGCAACAAGGUCGUGAUUUUGGAUAUACGGUCGCCGACGAUCCCGGUGGCAGAGCUUGAGAGGCAUGCAGCUAGCGUGAAUGCAAUCUCUUGGGCGCCCCAGAGUUGCAGGCAUAUAUGCUCGGCGGGGGAUGAUACUCAGGCCCUCAUUUGGGAGCUGCCGACGGUAGCUGGCCCCAAUGGAAUCGAUCCGAUGUCGGUAUACUCGGCUGGGUCGGAGAUUAACCAGCUGCAGUGGUCGGCGGCGGUGCCUGAUUGGAUUGCCAUCGCGUUUUCCAACAAAAUGCAGCUCUUGAAAGUUUGAGAUGUCUUAUGGUGGCUAGGAAGGUCGGCAACGUAAUGGACUUGCUCUACGCUUGAUAGCAUCUUAGACAAACAAUAUAGCUAGUGAACGGAGAUAUCUCUUCUGCUACUGGUGAUGAAUGUUCUGGUAUCUAAGGAACAGGUUCAAGCAAGUCACUUUUGCAACUAUUUACUUCCGCAUCAGUUUAUACAUAGAGAUAGCAGACUCCUGUUAGUAGGGUGUAGAUGUUAUUUUCCGUGUGUAUUACCUGUAAGAGCUAACUAUUCUAGAGUGUUAACCACAACCAUUCCCACUUCAGAUUCCCGUCUAUUUGGAUUGAGUUAGCCAAUGCCUACUGCACGUCUCAUGCGGUAGUGCUGCUUCUUGGAGCACUAUGGAGAAUAUUAUGUAAUGGAACUUUGUUGUAAUGCUGUUUCUUUGACUAUUAACUCUGACUCUGUUUAGUUCAAUGGGAAUAGUUAUGGCUGUACUGAUGCAA
This is a messenger RNA of Juglans microcarpa x Juglans regia, 1680 nucleotides long. RefSeq names its product protein TRANSPARENT TESTA GLABRA 1. Bases 210 to 1202 code for a protein of 330 amino acids. Gene Ontology annotation, molecular function: protein binding. Gene Ontology annotation, cellular component: nucleus. Lineage: Eukaryota; Viridiplantae; Streptophyta; Magnoliopsida; Fagales; Juglandaceae. The record is from RefSeq and is a predicted model, not a curated record. The transcript is spliced from 2 exons.